UUCAGUUUUACUGGUCAAACCAUAGCCUCGCACUUGUGAGAGUCGCAGACUUAGGCUCUGGUUGUUAGACAGUCAGUGGUUAAAAGUUCAUCAUUUCCUAAAAUUACUUAGUGUUGAGUUGAUAGAAAGGUGGUGACAGCUAUGUUGUCCACCCCGAGGAAGCUCUUCUGCUUUAAGAAGGAGCCGAAAACCCCAUUGGGGUUUUGUGACGGCCCAAGCAGGGCAACGGGAUACUUGUCCUGCUUUCACUGUGGAACUGAAGACAGGUACUGCCAGCCUUAUGACCCUGAAAAUGAAUUUCAUGAGGCAGUAUGCAUGGGAAAGCUCAAAGUGGUGGUGCGUCUCCUCAGGAAGAAGCAAUUUCAUGUGAACGAUGAGGAUGAAGGGAAACGAACUGCGCUCCACUUUGCCUGUUUCUAUGGGCAUAUCCAUCUGGUUCGUUUUCUGAUAUUUAAGGACUGUGAGAUAAAUGCCCUUGAUAAUCAAAUGUCCACACCACUAAUGAAGGCUGUACAGAGUUGGGAGACAGAGAUCGUGUCUGUCCUACUUGAUCAUGGAGCAGAUCCCAAUAUCAAAGACUGCAACGGAGAAGCAGCGAUCCACCAUGCAGUGUAUGUAGACAGGCCAGAUAUUGCCAGCAGUCUUCUUGAAUUUGGGGGAAACAUUGAAGAUACUACAAAGGAUGGGUUGACCCCUCUGCUGCUAGCACUCCGAGAAAGGAAACCCCGCAUGGCAGCACACCUAAUCACACACGGUGCGAAUCUUCACGCAUCUGAUCAAUAUCUAAGAACAACACUCAUGUAUGCUGUUAGAUGGGAUUGUGACAUUAUGGUUGAAAUUUUACUGAAGAAAGGUGUUGAUCACCAGUUAAAGGACACAUUUGGAUGGAGUGCUCUUUAUUAUGCCAUUAUGGGGAAACGCAAAACAAAAAUGGUGAUUAUUCAGCACGAGUUACUUCUCUGGAAACAACAAAAUACCUUCACACGAAAUCAGCCUGAAGAUGUCUUUUCAUCAGGACAUCACUUUGAAUCUGAGUCACUGAUUUCCGUGUGUACAGGAAUGGAGGACACAGCUAAUUUGAAAACUCAGCAAGAUAUUCCUGAGAAUAGUCUGAAAAGUGGUGCGGAUGACUUACCAAUAGCUUCCAAACAAUAUGAAAAUGUAGAAGAACAAGAAGAACUAGAAUUAGAAACAAUACCGGAUUUAGAACUGGAAAAUGCAAAUGUUUGUCAUAAGAAUGAAGACUAUCAAAAAUUGAAAGCUGCCCAGUCAUCCAACGUAGGAAAUGGUCCAGAAGAAAAUGAAAUAAUUCAAGUUUGGGCUGAAAAAUGUCCGCAUCCAGAGCUGAGGGAUUUUUGUCAUCUAGUCUCCAGAUCCAAGCCUGAAACACAGCAAUCUCAAACAGUUUGGGCUGAAAAAUGUCCACACCCAGAGCAGAGGGAUUAUUCUCAUCGAAUUUCCAAACCCAAGUCUGAAACACAGCAAUCUCAAGCAGUGUGGGCUGAAAAAUGUCCUCACCCAGAGCUGAGGGAUUAUUCACGUCCAAUCUCCAAACCUGAGUCUCUACCACACCAAUCUCAACCAGAUAUAAUAUUUUCAGAAGAACUAGAAGAAGAAAUAACAGAAUUUAAAGUGGAAAAUGAGAGAAGUUUUGAUAAGCGUGCAGAAAAUCAAGAAUUUAGUGUGUCUGACCCUAAUGGACCACAGAAAUCUUCCACAAAAGCUCCCAACUCAUCCAAUAUGGACAAUGAUGCAGAAAAGAAUGUAAUAAUGCAUCAGGAGAGAACAUCUGUCAUGGAAGACCAAGAACAUGCCUCAGAAGAGCAGAGGCAGCACAGUGCAAGAAAAACUAAGCGGCCAUUUAGUGUGUCUGACCCCAAUGGACCACAGAAAUCUUCCACAAAAGCUCCUGACUCAUCCAAUAUAGACAAGGAUGCAGAAAAAAUUGUAGUGAUGCAUCAGGAGAGAACAUCCAUCAUGGAAGACCAAGAGCAUACCUCAGAAGAGCAGAGGCCGCACAGUGCUAGAAAAACUAAGCGGCCAUUUAUUGAUGCUAUAAGAGCAUGCUUUUGUGCAUGUUUCACCAAAAAACGGAGCUCUUCUUCCCACUACAAGAAAUAGAAGAGAAAACAUAAAAAAGUGAUGAACUUGGACAAGCCUACGACAAUUGCCUGACAACUUCUCCGACCAUCCACAAUAAGACAACUCAGGAGAAAAUCUGUCUCUUCUCCAAUAAUUGCUUCAAGAAAAAGCACAUUUUUAUUUUAUGUUUUAGAAUAAUAUAGUAUUAUAUUACAUAAUCUUCAGUGUUAUUUUCACCUGUUUAUUU
Molecule: messenger RNA, 2329 nt
Organism: Peromyscus eremicus (cactus mouse)
Lineage: Eukaryota; Metazoa; Chordata; Mammalia; Rodentia; Cricetidae
Product: POTE ankyrin domain family member B-like
Exons: 24
Coding region: 142-2121 (659 amino acids)
Molecular function (GO): protein binding
Source: RefSeq, a predicted model, not a curated record